Molecule: messenger RNA, 1194 nt
Organism: Tinamus guttatus (white-throated tinamou)
Lineage: Eukaryota; Metazoa; Chordata; Aves; Tinamiformes; Tinamidae
Source: RefSeq, a predicted model, not a curated record
GAGGAGUCGUAGACAAGAUGUGAGACAUGGAAACCCUAUGACUCAGUGCCGAGGUUUCAACCUGAAAGCAUACAGAAAUGCUGCAGAAAUAGUCCAGUAUGGAGUAAAAAACAACACCACGUUUCUUGAAUGUACACCCAAAUCUCCUCAAGCUUCUAUUAAAUGGUUACUACAGAAGGACAAUGACAGAAGGAAAGAAGUCAAGCUUAAUGAGAGGAUCAUAGCUACUGAUCAAGGUCUCCUGAUUCGCUCUGUCCAAGACACUGAUCGAGGACUCUACCACUGCAUUGCCACAGAGAACAGCUUCAAGCAAACCUUAGCCAAGAUCAAUUUCAAAGUGUUGGAUUCCGAGAUGGUGGCCUUCAUGACUGACAAGUGGUCACCUUGGACCUGGGCCAGUUCAGUACGAGCGCUGCAGUUCCACCCAAAGGACUUUGUGGGAGCAUUCAGCCAUUCAGAAAUGCAGAUGAUUAAUCAGUACUGCAAAGACAGCAGACAGCAAGGUCAGCAAAGGGAACAGUCCCAGAAGAUGAGAGGGGACUACAGCAAAUUAAAGGCCCUUAUUAAUAGCAGGAAAAGUAGAAACAGAAGGAAUCAGUUACCUGGAUCUUAAUUUCAUUUGGUAGCAACAGAUAUCUUUGUCCUCACUGUAGGGGGCUUAUAUUUGCCUGUUGAGAACAAAUUUGAGCAAACUUGAUAAAAAUUUAAAUGAAGAUCCAAUAAGCCUCAGAAAAGAUUCUCCUCACAACAAAAUGCAGUGUAACUUAAGGAACUUAAGGAAAAAUAUUGGAGCAUUUUAUUUCCUAGAUGCUUACAGGCACUAGGCUGAGCCCUGUCCUAGACACAAAACUGAGUAUUUAUCUUAAACCAGAUUCACAUUUGACAUCUCAAUAUUUAAUUACUGUUGAAUAGAAAUCUUUUUAAAAAUCAGUGUAUUACUUUAUGAGUCUGGAACUGUACCUAACGGAAGGAUGGGGAAAGAAUCUGGGUUAAGAUGCAUGCUCAGAGUAGAAUGGUACUAAGAUUUCCUUGCACUGCGUUUAAGAACAUGAGUUUCUACUUGUUUACGGUUCAAUAUUGGGUUUACAGCUUUCAAUCAUUGUUCAAAUCGUGUGAAUGCAUGCAGAUAGGAAGCGAGUAAAGUACAGUAGAAAUGUUUCACUCAGAGGUCAAAUGAAGGAACAGGUAGAAGAA